GACACCACUUCCUAGCUUCCCUUCCCCUCGGCUGCCCUCAAAACCCCCUCAAAAUCCUCCGAACCCCGCCGCCGACGAGCGAGCUAUGGCGCUGGCGCGGCGGCUGCUCCGCCUUACUCCCUACCUCGGCACGCUCUCGCUCCCACCCCCCAACUCGCAUCUCCUCCGGAAUCGCACCUAUAUCUCUGACAUGCGCCGCUCUGCCUUCGUCGACCGCUUGCUCCGUUCCGUACGCUCCGAGAUCUCCUUCCUCGAUAACUCCGCCCCGCCACCGCCACCACCGCCUCCUAAGCCAUUCACCAUUGAGGACCGCCCGGGCGAGCAGUGGGCCCGCCUGCGCCGCGUGUUCCCUGCGGCCGAGGGGGAGGAAGAGGAGGUCAGGGUGGACGCCACGUUGGUCGACGGCGCGCUCCCUCCCUCCCGCUCGGGCGCGGACACGGGCGGCCCGCCCAGAAUGCAUAUCAGUGUUAAGGUUGAGGUCUCCAAGGCCGCGCGGCCUGGAGUGGCGCUCACCUUCGAGUGCUCCGCGUGGCCUGACGAGAUGGAGGUGCGGAGGGUCUUUCCCGUCCGCCGCGGCGGGCCUGCCCCAGUGCAGCAGUACGUCGGCCGCCAAUUCAGGCUUCCAAAGUCCACUGCUCCCCUCCAGACUUCCAAUCCAGCACGUGGGAAUCCAAUCUCGAGUUCCAGGCUUCCAGCACGCGCGAAUCCAGUUCACCGACGGACUCCAGACUUCAUCCUUCAAUCUCCAGCACGCGCGAAUCCAGUUUUUUUCGUCGGCAUGAGUUCAUCUUCUGGAGAGUUUGGUCGUCGCCGUCAGGAUAAUGUUGAGGUGAUCUUCCCAGAAUCACAAGUUGUGGGCAGCGGCAAUCCAUCUUCUGUUGCGGAUAACACAGUUCUUGCUUCGGCAUCAUCAGCCUCAGCCGCUGCAGAUUCUGCAGCUCUCGUUGAUAAGGCUAUUGCAAAGUUGCCUGCUGAUGUUCGUGCACACGCAACUGGUAUCUGGGACUUGUAGUAUUAAUAACUAUGAGUUGGAUGAGGAAAUGCAAAGUGCCGUACAAGACUACCUGGAGAAAAUUGGAGUGAAUGAUGACCUUGCUGCAUUUUUGCACGCCUACAUGGAAAACAAGGAGCACACUGAACUGAUCAGAUGGCUGAAAAACGUUGAGUGCCAUAUCAAGAAGUGAACAUUCUAGUCGGGUUAAUACUUUGUCCUACAGCACUUGCAGAUGCAGCUUUUGAUCGCAAUCUUGGAACUUUACUAGGCCCCAUUUAAAUCCUUAGAAUUGAUUAAGCUCAUAUUGUUGUAUGAGAAAUAUCACGCCUACAUGGAAAACAGGGAUCAUACUGAACUUAUCAGAUGACUGAAAAACGUAGUGCCAUAUCAAAAAAAAUUGCAUUCUAGUUGUGUUAAUACUUUGUCAACUUAAGGGACGACGUAAUUUUUUUUAAGUUAAGUUACUGUAGGGAGGGCCUACAAUAUUUUUAUUAUUUCUUGGUCAAAUAUGAAUAGCUUACAGUAAACUUACAAUAUUUUUAUUAUUUCUUGGUCAAAUAUGAAUAGCUUACAGUAAAGUAAAAGGUGAUUACGAUACAAAGCACUGAAUCCAAUUGCUAAUUUUAUCACCUAUCUCUGGCUUAAUUUGGUGGCACACGAGAGUCAUUUCUUUUUUAAACAUUUCUUGACAUGCAUCCACCGUGGGUGGGGUCUCGUUGAAAAUCCAAUUAUUCCUGCUUUUUCAAAUGCACCAGGUCAUAAUGAUGAUAGUUUCCAUUCUCCAUGGUACUUGCCAUCUCAUUCUAAUUCUCAGGAAGGUAUUGAUUAGAUCCGUUGUUCUUGGCGAUGUGAUGCCUAUUAGGAGCUAACAUCUUCUAGCAAAGUUGCAUCUGAAAAAAAGAUGAAGAGCCAUCUCUUCGAGCUGGAGGAUACAGUUGUCGCAAGUGUAGGAGUCUAGUGGCAUAGAUCGCUGUCUGAGGAAUGAACGAGUAUUUAAUCUAUCUUUAAGCAGUAACUAGAAAAGACCUUGUGUUUAGGCUGACAUUUUGUUUUCCACAACCAGGAGAAGAUGAGGUGGGUCCACUGGUUGCCAGACAUGUGGGUCCACUGGUUGCCAGACAUGUGAGUAUAGGCCUUCUGUGAGGAAAACAAGCUAGAGGAACCAUUGCAGAGCCAUUUGCCUCUCUGAUCAUGUUGCGGAAGAUUUGCCAAUAAGUCUUGUAAAGCAUGAAACUGCUCAAAAGCUUCAACAGACAGAGGAGUGUGGAACAUCUCAUGCGAGGUUGCCGUUCUUGCUUGGUGAAUAGUGAUGUCUUUGAUGGAAGCGAAAGACCAAAGUUCUGGGAAUCUUGCAGACUUGCACAUGCCAUCCCAGUUGUCAUGACACAGAAGUGUUGUUUUUCUA
Zea mays is the source of this 2399-nucleotide messenger RNA. RefSeq lists its product as uncharacterized. NCBI's taxonomy places the organism in Eukaryota, Viridiplantae, Streptophyta, Magnoliopsida, Poales, Poaceae. Gene Ontology annotation, cellular component: mitochondrial matrix. The transcript is spliced from 4 exons. The coding region runs from base 86 to 1012 and encodes 308 amino acids. The record is from RefSeq and is a predicted model, not a curated record.